UCCUGGCCGCCGCCAUCUGGGAGCGCUUCGCCACCACCUUCGGAGAGCUCAUGACCGCCGUCGUCGUGGCCAGUCUGGGCAUAGGCCUCGUCAUACCGGUGUCCCCCGUGUACCUGGCCGACAUCGCGGAGGACAGGAUGCGCGGCCUGCUGGUCACCAUGGGCUCUCUGAUGAGCAGCGUCGGCAGUCUCCUGACCAACGCUGUCGCUCCCUACGUGUCGUUCUUCACCCUGUGCGAGGUCCUGAUGAUCUUCCCUGUCGUCUUCGUGGCCGCCUUCUGGUGGAUGCCCGAGAGUCCGUACUUCUUGUUAGCCAAAGGGCGCACUCAGGAGGCUGAGAGAGCGUUGAUGAGGCUGAGGGGCAAGGACUCGGAGAAGGACGUGAGCGGCGAGGUGGAGUCCAUCCAGAAGGUGAUCCAGGAGGAGUCGAAGGACCGCAGAAGCGCCGCCGACGGCCUGCGGGAACUCAGAAGAAGCGCUGUUGCUCGCAAAGCUUUUGCGGUGGUCGCCACGCUCACCACGCUGAACAUCUUCUGCGGCAGCCCCGCCAUUGGCGCGUACGCGACGCAGAUCUUCCUGUGGAGCGGCAGCUCGCUGGACUCCGACGUGUCGACCAUCGUGGUGAACUCGAUCCAGACGAUCUCUUCCCUAGGUUCGUCGCUGCUGGUGGACUGCACCGGUCGGCGACCGCUGCUGAUGUUGUCCUACACGGGCAGCUCGAUUUUUAUGAUUGCUGAGGGCAUCUACUUCUACCUCAAGGAGCAUGGCAGCGAUGAACUCGUGGAGAGCCUCUACUGGUUGCCUCUCACAGCUCUAAUUUCAUUCCACCUGCUGUUUAACAUCGGCGCCAACGCGCUAAUAUGGGUGGUGGCCAACGAGCUGGUGCCGGACGGGGUGCGCAGCCUGACCAUCUCGUUCAUCGCCGUGUGGAACGCGGUGCUCACCUCGGCGACCAUCAAGCUCUUCCAGGUGGUGAGCUCCGCGCUGGGCACCUACGUCUGCUUCUGGUUCUUCGCGGCGUGCGCCGCCACGGCGCUCCUCUUCACGGUCUUCUUCAUCCCGGAGACGAAGGGCCGAUCGCUGGAGGAUCUCAACACCGAGAUGAGGGCCCAGGCCGCUGCGGACCGUGCCAGACACGACGCCAAAGACAGAUCGUAGGAGAGCCGCGCGGCUUUCCCCCGGAAUCGCUGCACCAGCAACUGGAUGCGCCCAGUGAGCGUCAAGGGUUGCUGCAAUGAAAGAUGCCGCAGCUAUCGAAUAUAAUAAACAGUUUCCAUUCUUUGCUGAGAGUACUUUCUUUCGUGUUCUGCAUCAGAACCUCUGUGAACUUUCAAUCUGAUACUUCUGCUUUACGAUCGCUUCGCAGUAUUUGCUGCUCUUUAAAGUGCGAUUACACGUAGUGAACAAUGUAAUUGUACACCGCCUGUAGUCGAACAUGAACUGUGAUCUAGUGAACACUGUACUAGCAUCAUCUUAAUGCUAAUUAACGAUAGAAGAAUAAGGAAACAACUUAACCAUUACUGUAGAAGAACAAUGAGCUGAGCUGAAAGAGCGGA
This is a messenger RNA of Schistocerca cancellata (South American locust), 1555 nucleotides long. Its product is annotated as facilitated trehalose transporter Tret1-like. Lineage: Eukaryota; Metazoa; Arthropoda; Insecta; Orthoptera; Acrididae. Gene Ontology annotation, cellular component: membrane. The coding region runs from base 51 to 1157 and encodes 368 amino acids. Gene Ontology annotation, biological process: transmembrane transport. Gene Ontology annotation, molecular function: transmembrane transporter activity. The record is from RefSeq and is a predicted model, not a curated record. The transcript has 4 exons.